UCCUAAUCCCGGCUCGGGGCAGCGGCUGGAGCGCMCAGAGGAGGCUCCGGGCCCGCUCCCGCCCCGCCCCGGCGCGGCCCGGCCGGCAMUCACCGCCCGCCAUGGCGGGGCUGGGGCCCGCGGAGCCUCGGCCGCUGCUGGUGAAAAUCGUCAUGGCCGGGGAGUCCUGCGUGGGGAAGACCUCCAUCGUGCGCAGGUACACGGAGCCCGCCGGCUCUCCCGCCGCCUCCUACAUGGCCACGAUCGGCAUUGAUUUUAAAGUAAAGCCAGUAAUGUUUAAUGAUACAAGAGUGAAACUUCAAAUAUGGGAUACUGCUGGCCAGGAACGAUUCCAUACACUUAGUACCAGCUAUUUCCGUGGUGCACAAGGYUUUGUUCUUGUAUAUGACAUCACAAAUCUGAAGAGUUUUCAAAGUAUAACAAUCUGGAUAAAYGACAUAUAUGAGAAAGCAGGUGAUGAAGUGGACGUAAUACUGUUGGGCAACAAGUGUGAUAAGGAGUCAGAACGGGUAGUUCCAAAACAGAAAGGAGAAAAGCUUGCUUGGGAAUAUGGAAUGCCAUUUUUUGAGACCAGUGCUAAAGAAAAYGUGAACAUUGAGCACGCAUUCUCAGUCUUGACUAAGGAAAUCCUGGAAAAGAAAUCCUAUGUAUUACAUGACUUAGAUGUUGUGAGUCUAAAUGAGACUAAGAAGAGAACCUGCUGUGCAUUCUGAGAUACUGUUUCUUAUUUCAUUUUCUCUUCAGGAAGUAUCAAGUGUUGCAAAGGAACAUACAAACUUYUAAGUGAGCCUGUAAUCCAAAAAUACAGUGUUUAGGCAUCCUUUGUAUUACACAGACUUCGUUGCCAAAUGUUUUUAUAAGUUUAUAUUAUAUUUUCAUAUUUUUAAUGCGAAGAUGAAACAGUUUACCUGAUUUUGGAAUUAUUAGAUGUAUCUCAGGUGACUGUGUUUGAAUACRAAUGUUUGCAGAAGUGAAAUCUAAGUGUACUAAUUUUCUGUUAUUAAAAAAAACACCCUUCACUUUUGUGUGUGUGUUAUUUAUACCAGAUUUGUAAUAUGAUCAAUAUUGACAYGAUUACAGAAGCAACCUUCUGAUACAUGAAAUCAUAUAACAUCUCUUUAAGUACCUGAUAUUUACUGCAUUCCCUUAACACAAGUCACAGAGAAUUCUUGGUUUGGUUUCUUUUUACCCAUUUCAGAAACAUGCAAGCUGCUUCAAUAYCCUUGAUCAGGGGCUCUGCAGAGGUUAUGGUGAGAGAAAGGGAUAAACCAUAUAAAAGAUUGCUGUCACAGAAUGGUUUGGGUUGCAAGAGAGCUUGAAGAUCAUCUAGCUUCAACCUCCCUAACAUGGGCAGGGACAACUUCCACUAGAGUAUGUUGCUGGACCUUCCAAAGAAUUCAGAAAACAUGGAACAACAGAAUGCAUACAGUAUUAAUAAUAACAAUCUUUCUGAUAAAAAAAAUUAUAAUGCCUUAAAAUAAUUUCUGCCAGUGUUAGCAGCAUAUCUGCAUUUUCAAAUGCAGGUAUGUUCUUUUUGUCACAAAUGUUCUUUUGUCAAAAUGUUCUUUUUGUCACAAAUGAUCACAAUAAAAGGCUUUGUUUCAU
Messenger RNA from Malurus melanocephalus (red-backed fairy wren), 1605 nucleotides. RefSeq names its product ras-related protein Rab-10-like. NCBI's taxonomy places the organism in Eukaryota, Metazoa, Chordata, Aves, Passeriformes, Maluridae. Gene Ontology annotation, biological process: cellular response to insulin stimulus. Gene Ontology annotation, molecular function: GTP binding; GTPase activity. Bases 102 to 713 code for a protein of 203 amino acids. Gene Ontology annotation, cellular component: recycling endosome; Golgi apparatus; insulin-responsive compartment. The record is from RefSeq and is a predicted model, not a curated record. The transcript has 6 exons.